Molecule: messenger RNA, 2361 nt
Organism: Sparassis crispa
Lineage: Eukaryota; Fungi; Basidiomycota; Agaricomycetes; Polyporales; Sparassidaceae
Product: Probable glucan 1,3-beta-glucosidase
Exons: 8
Coding region: 1-2361 (786 amino acids)
Biological process (GO): glucan catabolic process
Cellular component (GO): extracellular region; cell surface
Molecular function (GO): beta-glucosidase activity
Source: RefSeq, a predicted model, not a curated record
AUGUCGCAACCAUACGACCGCCUUCCUUUAGCCAACCGUGCCACAUACAAUGAGCCGCUUUCCACACGAGACCGGCCCCCUCGUUCGCGCGCUCCAGAAAUGGAACCAUUGCAGGCUGACCGUCCCUUCAGCCCUGCCCGUGCAACAUUCAUGGGGCCCGCUCUACAUGAAUACGGCUCGUCCUCCAGACAGUCUCUUGCUUCCGUAGAAACUGCACCCUCCAUACCCACAGAAGAUUACCCAUCUGUAUAUGCUCUCGACCCAAAUCAACGCAACAGCGACCAAGCAUCCAGUUUCUACGCGUAUAACUACCAUGACGAACCACAAUCCAUCGACUAUUUCGCCUCCGUUCCACCAACUCUGGAGAGCAAGCCUCCCGGGAUGAUCAGCACUCCUUACUUGAACGAGAAACGCGGAGUCUACGCGUCUCCCCGCUCUCUGACGAAGCGGAAAGCAAUCAUUAUCGUCUCCCUCGUCGCGCUGGCGAUUGUGAUUAUCGUGGUCGUCGUAGCCGUGUACUUUGGUGUCGUCAAGCACAAUUCGUCCAAGUCAGACGCCGCUACGGGCAUUUCGAGCGGGAGCUCCAAGACGUCAUCCUCAGCAGCGCCUGUUUCCAGUAGCAGUGGCGCUGCAUCCAAGGGCUCGUUGGUCGUGACCGGUGGUGAUGGUAGCAAAGUUACUACAUCCGAUGGUUCGACCUUCACCUACCAGAACUCGUUCGGCGGAUAUUGGUAUUAUGACCCGACAAAUCCUAUGGCCAACUAUGCGCGAGCACAGUCAUGGACUCCCGCUCUGAAUGAGUCAUUCAACUAUGGUGUUGAUCAAAUUCGAGGAGUCAACCUCGGCGGUUGGCUGGUAACAGAACCCUUCAUUGUUCCCGCCCUGUACCAGAAGUAUCUUAAUGCUUCGACAGUUGCAGUCGACGAAUGGACUCUUAGCGAAAACAUGGCCAGCGACACUGCCAGCGGAGGUCUGCAACAACUAGAAGAUCAUUACGCCACCUUCGUUACAGAGCAGGACUUCGCUGAGAUUGCCGGUGCUGGUCUCAACUAUAUUCGUAUACCUCUUCCCUACUGGGCUAUCGAGACCCGCACGGGUGAACCGUUCCUGGCUAAGGUGUCCUGGACCUAUUUCCUGAAGGCAAUCGAGUGGGCGCGCAAGUAUGGUCUGCGUAUUAACCUGGACUUCCAUUCGCUGCCAGGCAGCCAAAACGGCUGGAACCACUCUGGCAAACUCGGCAGUAUCAACGUGCUCAACGGCCCCAUGGGCCUCGCUAAUGCGCAGCGGUCGCUGGAUUACAUCCGCAUCAUCGCCGAGUUCAUCUCGCAGCCGGAAUACAGCCCUGUGGUCGCCAUGUUUGGCGUCACCAACGAGCCUGUCGGCAGCACCAUCGGCUUCCAGAACUUGGCCAGCUACUAUGUGCAAGCAUAUGCGCUCGUGCGUGAGGCGAGUGGCAUCGGUGCAGGCAACGGCCCCUUCAUUUCGUUCCAUGAAGGCUUCUUCGGCCUCGAGCAAUGGGUUGGCUUCCUGCCAAACUCGGACCGCACAUCUCUCGACAUCCACCCGUACAUCUGCUUCGACGGGCAGUCUGCCGCAAACUACAGUCAGCAACUUACAGUGCCAUGCUCGACGUGGGCCGCGAACCAGAAUAACUCGAUGAGCGCUUUCGGGCUGACGACCGCGGGCGAAUUCAGCAACGCGAUCAACGACUGCGGCCUGUGGGUUAACGGCGUCAACCUCGGCACGCGAUACGAGGGUACGUACACGGGAUCGUGGCCCGUGAUCGGCAGCUGCACCCCGUGGACGGACUGGCAGAACUGGGAUGAGCCGAUGAAGGAAUCUAUCAAGCAGUGGGCGCUGGAGAGUAUGGACGCUCUGCAGAACUAUUUCUUCUGGACGUGGAAGAUCGGCAAUUCGUCCACGACGGGCGUCGUCGAGUCACCGCAGUGGUCAUACCAACUCGGCCUGCAGAACGGGUGGAUGCCCACGGACCCCAGGCAGGCGGAUGGACUGUGCUCGCCCACCACACCCUUCGACGGCACCCUGGAGUCCUGGCAGACCGGUGGCGCCAAUGCGGGACAGGUGCCCGCGACCGCGACGGCCUCGUAUCCCUGGCCGCCGAGCGCUAUCAGCAACUCGGGCUACUCAACGCUCGUCAAGGCCUUCCCGUCGUACACACCGACGGGCACGAUGGUUACGCUGCCGCCGCCCACGAUGACCGCAAGCGGGACAAGCGUGAGCGUCGGGGAUGGCUGGACGAACCCGUCAGACACCGCGAUGAUGAACGUCGCUAUCGCGUCAUGCAGCUACCUCAACCCUUGGGUGGGGCCGACCGCCCCGCCGUCGCCGCUGUGCUCAUAG